AUGAAGGCUUCGUACCCCAUGUACGACCUCGAAGGUGGAAUGGGCGUACCCAUUAAAGAAUACAAGGCUAUCAAGGGUCAUAGUAUUAGUCAAUUGCGACAGAACAAGGCGAUUCGGAUUACUGUCAGUCUUUGCGUCUGGUAUUUUUUCUCUGCAUCUGCUACUUUUACGAAUAAAGUUUUGAUUAAAGAGCAUCAUGUAUCGGCUGAAAUGCUGACAAUGUGUCACCUUUUUAUCAGUAUUCUUCUCGACUUCGUUGUAUUGACACUUCCAAAUUCCUCGACGUCUGGAGCGUGGAGGAUGCAGCGCAUACGUAUGCGCAGUAUCAUAUGGAUCGUACCAUUGAGUCUCUUUUCAGUCAUGGCCAAGACACUUACAUAUUGGAGCUAUAAUGCCGUGCCUGUAUCCAUCGCACAGACAUGUAAAGCCUCUCAGCCCUUUUUUAAUGUGGUAUUGGCUUAUAUGGUCUAUCGCUCGCGAUUUUCAAUUGCCACGUAUUCAAGUCUUGUUCCAAUCGUUUUUGGCGUUGUUAUGGCUUCUGUGUCUGAAAUGGGCAUGAAUGAUUUGGCUCUUUCUGGCGUUGUAUUUGCCGUCGUGUCAGCUCUCCUGGGUGUGAUGCAGAGUAUGUAUGCAAAGUUCCUUUUGCGCCGUCGAAUUGUGUUGGAUACCGUCAACCUUCACUUUUACAGUGCAUUUGUGUCUUUUGCAAUCAAUGCCCCAUUCGUACUCAUGGCUGCUCGUGCACACCAAGACAACUUUGUAGCAAGUUUUCCGUUUACCAAAGUGUUAUUGUGCAGUAUGAUGCACUUUGUCGGAAGUUUCUGUUCUUCGUGGGUGCUGGGAGAAGUUUCAGAACUUACAUUUUCAAUUAUGAGCACGAUGAAGCGUGUUGUCGUUAUUCUUAGUGCCGUUUUAUACUUCGGGAACCCGGUGACUUUCCAGUCGAUUUCAGGCAUGCUGCUUGCGAUUGCGGGAGUGGGUACGUACCAGCUAGUCAAGAUCUCUGAGAAGCAGGCAACAAUGUUACCGUUGCCACUUACAGUCAAAACAUCGGAGUAG
Molecule: messenger RNA, 1059 nt
Organism: Plasmopara halstedii
Lineage: Eukaryota; Oomycota; Peronosporomycetes; Peronosporales; Peronosporaceae
Product: drug metabolite transporter superfamily
Exons: 6
Coding region: 1-1059 (352 amino acids)
Cellular component (GO): Golgi apparatus
Molecular function (GO): antiporter activity
Source: RefSeq, a predicted model, not a curated record